GUCCAAAAGUGAUGAUAAUGAAAUGAUGAGCUCUAGUGAGCUGCUUCAAGCCUUUUCCCUUUUGAGGAGUUGCUCAAUAAGUCACAUAAAGUCCAUGUCACUGAAGUGCGCUAUCGAAUUAGGCAUCCCAUAUAUCAUCCACAACCAUGGCCAAAGGGCCAUUACUUUCUCAAAACUCAUUGAAUCACUUCCUGUACACCCUUCCAAAACUCAUUGCAUUUACCGUAUUAUGCGGCUCCUCGUCCACUCCGGUUUCUUUGCAACCCAAAAACCCGAUCAAGAAGAAGAAGAAGAAGCAUACACUCUCACAAACGCUUCCCGCCUUCUCUUAACUGACACACCCGUGAAUAUGGAAUCGUAUUUCCUUCUCCCCCUUCUUCCUCAGAUGAUCGGCCCAUGGCAAUCCCUGAGCACUUGGUUACAGAGCAACGAUCACACUCUAUUCAAGACGGUGUACGGGGGGACUAUUUGGGAUCAACUAGCUGAUGAUCCAGAACUUAAUUACAGGUUUAAUGAGGCGAUGGCUAGUGACUCCCGGCUUAUUUCCAAGGUCAUCCUAGACUCGGAAUAUAUAAGAGUGUUCGAGGGUUUGAAGUGCUUGGUCGAUGUGGGAGGCGGCUCUGGAACUUUGGCUAAAGCCAUAGCCAACACUUUCCCACACAUGAAAUGCACAGUGUUUGAUCUCCCACAUGUUGUUGCUAAUGUGCAGGGUACAACUGACAACUUGAGUUUUAUUGGAGGAAACAUGUUUUCUGACCCAAUACCUCCUGCAGAUGCAAUUUUACUCAAGAUGAUUAUGCAUAACUGGAAUGAUGAAGAUGGUAGCAGAAUAUUGAAGAGAUGCAGAGAAGCGAUUUUGAGCAAUGGUAACGGAGGAAAAGUUAUUGUCAUCGACACAGUGAUUGGCAAUGAAAAGACACAGGAUUUAACUGAAACAAAACUCUGCAAUGAUGUGAUAAUGAUGACCCUCACUGGCAAAGAGCGUAGUUUAAUGCAAUGGGAGAAGCUCAUCUUGACUGCUCAAUUCAGUCACUAUAAAAUUACUCCAAUAUUUGGAUCUGUGAACUCUAUCAUUGAGGUUUACCCUUAA
This is a messenger RNA of Morus notabilis, 1090 nucleotides long. Its product is annotated as trans-resveratrol di-O-methyltransferase. The record is from RefSeq and is a predicted model, not a curated record. The transcript has 2 exons. NCBI's taxonomy places the organism in Eukaryota, Viridiplantae, Streptophyta, Magnoliopsida, Rosales, Moraceae. Gene Ontology annotation, molecular function: protein dimerization activity; O-methyltransferase activity; S-adenosylmethionine-dependent methyltransferase activity. The coding region runs from base 23 to 1090 and encodes 355 amino acids. Gene Ontology annotation, biological process: methylation.